AUGAUUUUUUUGGUAAUUACCAAUCUGCUGCAGCAAGCUCAGGCGGUCGCAGUUGUAGCCCUGGAUCCGUGCUCUGCCUACAUCAGCUUGAAUGAACCCUGGAGGAACACAGACUACCACGUCAACCGGUCGUCGGGCGUGCCACUGUGCGACAGCCACGUGUCUGGUGAAUGGUAUCGCUUCACUGGCAUGGCUGGGGACGCCAUGCCCACCUUCUGCAUCUCCGAGAAUCACUGUGGCACGCAUGCCCCCAUUUGGCUCAACGGCAGCCACCCCCGGCUCCACGAGGGCAUCGUCUCCCUGCCCGUCUGUGCCAGCUUCAAUGACAACUGCUGCCAGUGGAACGCCAGCGUGGAUGUGAAGGCCUGUCCUGGAGGAUACUUCGUCUACCGCCUGCCCAGACCUUCAGUCUGCUUCCAUGUUUAUUGUGGCCAUUUCUAUGACAUCUGUGACGAGGUGGAUUGUACAGGUCCCCAGUGCCCAGAAUCUGACUGUCGCUGUGCGCCUGGAACUGUCCUGGGACCAGACAGACAAACAUGUCUAGAUGUGAAUGAAUGUGAUAAGGCCAACGGUGGCUGUGCGGAGCUGUGCGUGAACACCAAAGGAUCCAGGCGUUGUGAGUGCGGCCGAGGCCGUGUGCUGGAUGAGGACGGGCUCAACUGCAAAGAGAUAGCAGGCUGUCACGUCAACAAUGGAGGCUGCAGCCAUGCCUGCUCCUUGCUGCCGGACUCCUAUCACUGCCACUGUCCUCGAGGGCUGGAGCUGGGAGACGAUAAACGCACGUGUCAGGUGCCGGUCCAGUGUGAUCCCAGCUCUAUCACAGUGUCAGUUCCUAAGGAUCUCGUAGGAGGACUGGAGCUCUCUCUGUCCAACUCAUCUUGCCGUGGCGUCUCCAAUGGCACACACAUCAACCUCAGCUUCAGCCUCAAGACCUGCGGCACAGUGGUGGAGGUGACAGAUAACAAGAUUGUGGGGACCAACCUGGUGACAGGUCUUCCCAGGAGCAGCCCAGGCAGUAGCAGAGACUUAAUAGUCCGAACCAGCAGGUUAGUGCUCCCAGUCACCUGUGAAUUCCCCAGAGAAUACCAAGUGUCAGACGGAUACCAGGCAAGUCUGCGCAGCUCAGCCUUGGAACUGGCAGGCCACAGUGAGGGCGUCUUCCGGUUCUCCCUGGAGCUCUUCAAGAACUCUGAGUUCUCUGAGUCGUAUGGUGCUCCGCCUCAGCUCCGCCUGCACGACUCCCUGUUCUUCGGGGUGGAGCCAAAGGAGAGAGUGGAGGGACUCUCUGCUCUGGUGGAGAGCUGCUUCGCAACACCAGGCCCCAGAGCUGACCAGGCCCUCAAGUAUUUCCUCAUCAAAGAUGGAUGCAUCUCAGAUGAAACAGUGACACAGUACUCGUCAAAGGACCAGCUCUCUAAGCACUACCAGGUCCCUGUCUUCAAGUUCAUUGGCAAGGAGAACCGACAAGUGUUCCUCCACUGCCAGGUGUUGGUAUGUGGAGCAGGAGACUCCCGCUGUGCUCAGCAUUGUCGGGGACGCGUCCGGAGGGAGGUUCAGACGGAUGAACCUCAGGAGCAGCACACACUGAGCGCAGGCCCCAUCUUCAUCAUGCCUUAA
Stegastes partitus (bicolor damselfish) is the source of this 1617-nucleotide messenger RNA. It is a transcript of the gene oit3, whose product is annotated as oncoprotein induced transcript 3. The transcript is spliced from 9 exons. Lineage: Eukaryota; Metazoa; Chordata; Actinopteri; Pomacentridae. Gene Ontology annotation, molecular function: calcium ion binding. The record is from RefSeq and is a predicted model, not a curated record. The coding region runs from base 1 to 1617 and encodes 538 amino acids.